GAACUGGAGCUUUACUAGAAAAUUGAAACCAGAGUUUCACACACCACCUGCAGUGGGAAAAAUGGUGGAUUUUGGAGAGAUUCUGACAACUGUCGGAGACUUUGGCUUCUUUCAGAAGCUUAUCAUUCUUGCGUUAGCCUUCCAAAAUGUCUUGUUCCCCAUCUUCUUUUGCAGUUUCCUUUUCAUCCAGUCCGAUCCAGAGCGACACUGUAACACAGACUGGAUCCUUCAGGCGGACUCCAACCUGACCACAGAUGAGCAGCUGAACCUGACUCUGCCCCGCGAGGAGGACGGGACCUUCAGCAGGUGUCAGAUGUUUGUACCUGUGGAAUGGGACAUCGGCGCCAUCAGGGAGUACGGACUCAAUGAGACCACAGGGUGCCGGGAUGGAUGGGUGUACUACGACACGCUGUAUGACGCCACCAUAGUCACUGAUUUCGACCUCGUCUGUGACAGGUCUAACUUGGCUGAAGUUGUGAAGACAAUCUUCAUGGCUGGUCUACUUGCUGGUUCAUUCAUCUUUGGCCCUACAGCUGAAUCGUACGGCCGCAGGAGAACCACCCAGUUACCAGUUGUUCUCUUGCUCAUAUUCAUCACAGUCGCUGGCGUGUCUCCAAAUGUCUACGUCUACAUGGUGUCACAGUUCAUCGUCGGAGCCGCACUCGGAGGCUAUAGAAUUAACUCCACUGUACUAGCUACAGAGUGGAUUGGAGUCACCAAAAGGUCGUUGGCCUCCUGUAUGAGCCAGAUGUUUUCGUCUGUUGGACAGUGUGUCAUGGCCGGUCUGGUCUAUGCGAUCCGUGACUGGAGAAGAGUGCAGUAUGUCUUAGCGGGAUGGCAGGCCUUUAUAUUCUUGUACACGUGGUGGACUCCGGAAUCUGCGAGGUGGUUACUUGGACAAGGACGAACCGAAGAGGCAAAUAAGUUGAUCCGCAGAGUUGCAGCGAUCAAUAAAAAGAAAAUCCCAGAAAAUCUGCUGGACGCGGUAACUGGGGAACAAGAAGUCCAAAGUGGAGGUAUCAAAGCCAUGUUUACCUCAACACUCCUGAUGAAAUAUUUAUUCAUCAUAUCCUUCGCUUGGUUUUCAUUAAACUUGGGCUACUUCUGCCUCAUUCUGAAUGUGGGUAAGCUUGGUCUGAACAUCUUCCUGGUUCAGUUCCUGUUCGGGAUCACUGAGGCGCCAGCUCAUUUCCUGUGUGUCUGGGUUCUGGAGUUGAUCGGGAGAAAGAAAUCCCUCAUAUCGAGCCUCCUGGCGGGCAGUUUCUUUUGCCUCUUAACCCUGGCUUUCCCUCAAGACAGCGCUGUUGUUAUCACAGCCCUUGUAACCACUGGAAAGUUGUUUUUGAACUGGGGCGGAUCUGUAUGCAUGGUCUACAUUCAGGAGUUGUUUCCCACCUCUGUCAGGCAAACGGCUGUUGGUUUUGGCUCCAUAGCCUACAGAGGAGCCGGCUUGCUGUCCCCGUUGCUCAACAUCUUGGCUGUGUACCACUGGUCCAUACCCAUCAUCGUCUACAGCAGCCUCACUCUGACCAGUGGGGCUCUCAGCUUCCUGCUCCCUGAGACCAGGAGGAAAGAGCUUCCUGAUUCAACCCAUGAGGCUGAGGGCAACAGGAAAGUGACCAACCAGAACACAGGAAGUGACUUCAAAGUGGUCGAACACACCAUCAGAAAAUCAACCAAACUCUAGUUGGAAUACCGUAUUUUUACAGAUGUUUUUGAUGUGUAUAGCAUGAGCUUCAUGUUGAGUAGAUCUGGACCCGUGUUGCUGAGUUUGCUGCCAUCUGAUCAUUUCUGUCUGUUACUGUUUUACUGUUCUCGUAACAGCCGGCUUAAUGCCUGUUGUUAAGCAACAAGAAGAGAGGAACCCAGAUCUUGCACAGCAGCAAAAGGGAAAGUACAGGGGAAUACUCUUUCAUUCAUAAGCUGAUUCUGAAAUGUAAACACAACAGGAGUGAGAGUCCACGAGAGAAUGUUGCACGACAUCACAGCUACAAUGUCAUCUAUUUUUAAAAAUAAUUAUUUUAAUGCGUGACCCCUGAAUACGAAGCAAAAUCGACUUCUGACUCUGACACAGGGAGAGAAGUUCUUCUGAGCUGUAACGUUCUCCUCACAGAUGAGGUAACUGUAUUGUAUUUAACAUGGA
Molecule: messenger RNA, 2143 nt
Organism: Cyclopterus lumpus (lumpfish)
Lineage: Eukaryota; Metazoa; Chordata; Actinopteri; Perciformes; Cyclopteridae
Product: solute carrier family 22 member 13-like
Exons: 10
Coding region: 62-1687 (541 amino acids)
Biological process (GO): transmembrane transport
Cellular component (GO): membrane
Molecular function (GO): transmembrane transporter activity
Source: RefSeq, a predicted model, not a curated record